Seminavis robusta is the source of this 822-nucleotide messenger RNA. The record is from the annotation of a GenBank genome assembly. NCBI's taxonomy places the organism in Eukaryota, Bacillariophyta, Bacillariophyceae, Naviculales, Naviculaceae.
GAGAGAAGCUUCUUUAACAAAUUGAAUUUCUGUAGAGAAUGCUCUUUGUGUCUUUCUUCAGAAGCUCGCAGCUUGCCCUCACAAAUUUAAAAAGACAAACUUCAAUCUUGCUCUGCCAAUAAUAAGCCAAGCACUAAACUAAACAACAACAGCUCUAACAACUAAAACUAACAACAUGCUGGUCAAAGACGAGAUGAAGUUUGAGCAAAAGCUCAAUCAGUAUGGGGAGAAGAUGUUGCCCAACAAGAAGGAUCGGGGGGGUCGAAAGAAAAAGCUGAUUGCUCUGAGGGAAGUGAAGCACAUGCUCGAUGAAGUAGCUACGCGAAGACACAUUCUUUGCAAGGAGAAUGAAGAAACUCGCAAGGCCAUUACAUCCAUGAGGCAAGCACUCACGGCCAUGCCCAAGGCAAUCCAGGAGGAACGGGCCAAACUCAUGUCCAAGGACCGCCAGACCAAGGAAGCCAUACAACGGCAGGGGGGCACCAUGAAGAUGGUGAAUGAAAACAUCCGGGAAACACUCUAUGCCAUGCACUUGACCAUGUCUUCCAUGCCAAUCAUUGUGGCAGCAUCUACCUCCUCUUCCAUGUCUCAGCAUGCACUCUGCAACACGUUGCUCAAUACUUACACGCACCCUUCAGUCGCCAUCUUGCCAAAGGCCACUACUGUUCCAGUUCCUGCAGUUAUUGCGUCCUGGCCAUCGCAAGUGGCACCAGAGAAGUAGCACUGACUAACUAACUAACUAACUGACUGGCUAUUCUCUCCAGCCAAUAAAAAUAAAUGUUAUCAUUAUUCUAGACUUAUAUACCAUGAUCUUGCGGGGCA